AUGAAGCGCAAAAACAAGGACCAGAGGAGGGCCGAUGGAAUCACCGAUAGAGGUAGUGAUUCGCUGGAGACCAUGCGCCCGAACAAGAAGCAGAGGCUCGGCGGUAGCAGCGGUAGCAAUGAGGAGCGUGAGCCCUCGCCCUACCUGGUGGUAGGCCAUGGGAGUGUGAGCCCUGCCUUCUCCGUGUUCAAGGUGGAACCCUACACCGACGGCGGCGGCGGCGACACCCCGGUGAGCAUCCCGCGCCGCCUCGCCCGCCUCAAAUGCAAACACAACAUGUGUUUCGUCCCUUUGACAUUGAAGGACCGCCGGUGGAUCGUCGGCGUCGGCGGCAGCUCAACCAAGAACUACUACGGCCCGGGGACCAUCGUUUUCGACACCGAGAAGCAGUUGGUGAUCCGGGGCCCGGAACCUAAGUCGAUCAAGAGCCUCCCGAUCCUGCUACCCAUCGACCAGAAGAUCUACUCUCUUUCCCGAAGCCCCUCAGUGAAGGGACCGCUCGAUUACUUGCCCUGGUUCGAGGUCCUCGACCUCUCCCAGGCACAGGCAGUCGACGGCCGUCUAACCAACUGCAAGUGGAGGUCCCUGCAGCGGCCGCCCUUCUUUCCCUGGGAGCUCACCCCACGGCAGUACUGUUGUCCACCGAGGGUUGCCGUCGAGUCAUACGUCGCCGUGGGCUCCCACAUAUUGGUUUCUGUGACCGGACGGGUGGGCACGUACGCUUUUGACACCAAGGGCUCGAAGAAGUGGGUGACGGUGGAUGACCAGAACGACCUGCCGUUCAGCGAUGGUGCCAUCCCGCAUGGCCGUGGGCUCUUCCUUGGCUUAUCAAGCACCACAAAAGCCAUCACUGGAUACAAGAUUAUAAUGGGCACUAGUUCACUCUCUGUUGUUGAGAUUCCUGUGGUGUCCGACUUGGAAGAUGAAGAGCCGGUCGCUCGCUCACACAAUUUCGUGUCCCUGGGGAUUGAUAGUGGCUUCUGCUUGGUGACCUGUUGGAGCGUUGACGAAACGCCGUAUCCCCCGCAUCGCCGGGCGCACAUCAGGGUGAGGACGUACAAAACAGAUGAUUUUGUGGAGUCGGAGGGGAAAUGCUUGGUCGUCUCCAAGCAGUGGAUGCAGGUUUACAAGAUCUGCGAUUUGAUCCGGACACUAGAUGAGCCAUGUCUGGUUGGUGUGGUCUACAUAUGA
Molecule: messenger RNA, 1191 nt
Organism: Triticum urartu
Lineage: Eukaryota; Viridiplantae; Streptophyta; Magnoliopsida; Poales; Poaceae
Source: RefSeq, a predicted model, not a curated record